Messenger RNA from Lingula anatina, 1868 nucleotides. RefSeq names its product asparagine synthetase [glutamine-hydrolyzing]. Gene Ontology annotation, cellular component: cytosol. The record is from RefSeq and is a predicted model, not a curated record. Lineage: Eukaryota; Metazoa; Brachiopoda; Lingulata; Lingulida; Lingulidae. Gene Ontology annotation, molecular function: asparagine synthase (glutamine-hydrolyzing) activity.
UAGAAACCGUAAUUAGGUCAACACGCCGCGACCACGUGGUUCUUGUUGAUAUUCGACGACUUCUGGGCCAUUUCAUCAUUCUUUUUCUGAUUGCAUCAUCGUUCGAGAUAUUUAAUAGGCUAUCGAGAAUUUGUAUCCGGCUUCGAAUAACAGAGUUCUUCACAGUGGCCUUGAUUCUAGUCUGGUGGCCGCCCUGGUGGUCAAGAAUGCCAAGGAGCUGGGCGUACCAUACAAAGUGCAGACCUUUGCCACUGGGAUGCCUGGGAGCACUGACAUCCUUGCAGCAAGAAAGGUUGCAGAUUUUCUUGGCACAGAACACCAUGAAGUGUUCUUCACAGAGGAGGAAGGAAUACAGGCACUUGGUGACGUCAUCCGUCACCUGGAGAGUUAUGACAUCACAACAGUCAGGGCCUCUACAGGAAUGUACCUUGUCAGCAAGUACAUCUCGGAGAACACGGACUCAGUGGUGAUAUUCUCUGGUGAAGGAGCCGACGAGCUGUGUCAAGGGUACAUCUACUUCCAUAACGCCCCCACUGCAGAAGAGGCGGACGUGGAGAGCAGACGACUUCUGGAUGACCUUUACCUUUAUGAUGUGCUAAGGGGCGACAGGACAACAGCUGGAUGGGGACUUGAACUGCGUGUGCCGUUCUUAGACCAUCAGUUUACCAGCUAUUAUCUCUCCAUCGACCCCAAACUUCGUCAGCCAAAGGACGGAGUUGAGAAGUAUCUCUUACGCUCAGCCUUUGACCAGGAAAACCUCAUCCCCAAUGAUAUUUUGUGGCGGCCCAAGGAGGCCUUCAGCGAUGGAGUGUCGUCUGAGAAACGGUCGUGGCAUCACGUUAUACAGGAGUAUGUGGCUUCUAGGAUUAACAACGAGGACAUGGAGAACGCCCCCAAGAAGUAUCCAUUCAACCCUCCGCGUACUAAAGAGGCCUACUACUUCCGGCAGCUGUUUGAGCAGUAUUAUCCAGGAAAGGCUCCGUGGAUCCCUUACUACUGGAUGCCCAAGUGGUCCAAAACCGACGAUCCGUCAGCUAGGACGCUGAAGCACUACAAGUAAAUCAUGAGACGAACAGCCGUACCUGUUGGACGGGACCCUGUUCAGAUUAUUCGCUGGACUAUUUUAUUUUUAUUGUCUAUUAUGGAAAGUAUUUGAAAAUGACACAAUUAUUAGUGUAUGUUAACCAUUAUUGUUGAACCUAUGUUGACGUUGAACUGAUGUUACCUUGAGGAAAAAGGUAUCAGGACUGCCGCAACGUUGAACACCCAAACCCAAUAUAGAGGUACAAUUGAUGUCACAAGCAUGCUCUUCAAAAUAUUUAGUGCACAGGUUGCAAACUAUGUUUGAUUAUUUUUGGGUCCAACUUGAAGAUUUUGUAUCAAAGUUUAACUCUUCUGGAAACAUGAAUAAUAAAAAGUAUUUCAUCGUCUAACCCCAAAAAAGGAACAUACGUUACUGUCACAAAUGCAAAACGUCCAACUGUGAAACGUUUUAUUCACUUCGAAAAAUUAAAUCAUCACUGGUUUUGGUCUUUGAUUUAUCUCCUACAAGUAUAACAUUGUAAAAAAAUUAUAAUAAUCUUCUUUAUUACUUUUUAGCGACUUUAGUUUGCUUGUCACUAAAUUCUAAAAAAAAAGACGAGGAAAAUGCACUCAACCGACAGUUAAAUAAGCAUUAGAUAAAUUAUUUUCCCCUCGUGAUCCAAAUGUUAUAUCAGAAAUGUCAAACUAUCAUCGAAGCACAAGAUAUUUUUCGUUCAGCGUCAGAAAACUCUGUUUUCUAUUGCACCAAAUGAAACUUUUUGACAAUUUUUCUGGGGAACAUACGUAACCUAGUAUUAGCCAUGACGCAACACUUUUUGAGUUAC